UAAUAAUAAUAAUAAUAAUCUGAACCAAACAUGGCCUUCACAGCUGCUUCGUCAUCGUCCUCAGCUAGCAAAACCCAAAUCUCCCUAACCCCACAUUCCCCACUCACUUCCAUCUCGCCCUCCAAAUUCAACAAAUUUACGCCGCCUUGCCCUCUGAAUUCCCGUUCCCCGUCUAUUCGUUGUACGCUCACCAAACAGCACGCGAUGGUCGAGGAUCGGGUCGAUCCGGCGGCUCUUCUGCACCGACCCGACUCGUUCGGCCGCUUCGGAAAAUUCGGUGGUAAAUACGUCCCCGAAACCCUAAUGCACGCCCUCACUCAACUCGAGGCCGCCUUCAGAUCCCUCGCCACCGACGAUGAGUUUCAGAAAGAGCUUGACGGGAUAUUGAGAGACUACGUUGGAAGAGAAACCCCGCUUUAUUUUGCUGAACGACUUACCGAGCACUACAAACACCCUGAUGGUAAAGGGCCCCUUAUAUACCUCAAAAGGGAAGACCUUAAUCACACCGGGGCCCAUAAAAUCAACAACGCUGUUGCCCAAGCUUUGCUUGCCAAGCGUCUGGGUAAGAAACGUAUCAUAGCUGAAACUGGAGCUGGUCAGCAUGGUGUCGCCACAGCUACUGUUUGUGCUCGGUUUGGGUUGGAGUGUGUUAUUUACAUGGGUGCUCAAGAUAUGGAGAGACAGUCUCUUAACGUAUUCAGAAUGCGCCUUCUUGGUGCCGAGGUUAGGGCAGUUCACUCCGGCACUGCCACGUUGAAGGAUGCCACAUCCGAAGCUAUACGCGAUUGGGUGACGAACGUCGAAUCAACUCAUUACAUACUCGGAUCUGUUGCCGGGCCCCACCCAUAUCCGAUGAUGGUAAGGGAGUUCCACGCAGUGAUUGGCAAAGAAACAAGGAAACAGGCAUUGGACAAGUGGGGCGGCAAACCUGACGUGCUGGUUGCAUGCGUCGGUGGAGGUUCAAAUGCAAUGGGUCUCUUCCACGAAUUCGUUGAGGACAAAGACGUUAGAUUGAUCGGUGUGGAGGCUGCAGGUUUUGGCCUGGACAGUGGUAAGCAUGCUGCCACGUUAACUAAAGGAGAGGUGGGAGUUCUUCAUGGAGCUAUGAGCUACUUGUUGCAGGAUGACGAUGGGCAGAUAAUCGAGCCACAUUCUAUUAGUGCUGGACUGGAUUACCCGGGAGUUGGACCCGAGCACAGCUUUCUGAAAGACAUUGGACGGGCCGAGUAUUAUAGCAUCACUGACGAAGAGGCUUUAGAAGCUUUUAAGAGAUUAUCUAGGCUAGAGGGCAUUAUUCCUGCACUCGAGACAUCUCAUGCACUUGCUUAUCUGGAGAAGCUAUGCCCAACUCUUCCUCAUGGAACUAAGGUUGUUUUGAACUGCAGCGGCAGAGGCGAUAAGGACGUUCAGACAGCCAUUAAACAUUUAAAGCUUUGAUUUUUAUUUUUAUUUUUAAAAAUAUUUUAGAUCUUUUUGUUGCACGAAUAAAGCCUCUUGUAACUUAAACAAUAAAUGAUUUCCUUGGCAGUCUACGAAAGCUGUGAUAUGCCAGACAGUUUCUCCAAAAUCCGAUUAAGUUUAACAAACUGUUCGUUUUAAUA
Erythranthe guttata (spotted monkey flower) is the source of this 1601-nucleotide messenger RNA. Its product is annotated as tryptophan synthase beta chain 1. Gene Ontology annotation, cellular component: chloroplast stroma; cytoplasm. Gene Ontology annotation, biological process: L-tryptophan biosynthetic process. Lineage: Eukaryota; Viridiplantae; Streptophyta; Magnoliopsida; Lamiales; Phrymaceae. Gene Ontology annotation, molecular function: tryptophan synthase activity. The record is from RefSeq and is a predicted model, not a curated record.